This is a messenger RNA of Beta vulgaris subsp. vulgaris (sugar beet), 1803 nucleotides long. RefSeq names its product rubisco accumulation factor 1.1, chloroplastic. The transcript has a single exon. The record is from RefSeq and is a predicted model, not a curated record. NCBI's taxonomy places the organism in Eukaryota, Viridiplantae, Streptophyta, Magnoliopsida, Caryophyllales, Amaranthaceae. The coding region runs from base 133 to 1518 and encodes 461 amino acids. Gene Ontology annotation, cellular component: chloroplast.
CCCAAUCAUCAUCCCUUCCCACAUCUUCCUUCUUCAUUCUUCCUUCUUCAUUCUCCCCUGCAAGCAAAACAAUAAGAUAAGGUGAUCAUAUUCAUCUCAUCUCCCUCCAUUUCCCAACCCCACAAAAAAAUCAUGCUUUCCCUCUCUUCCCCAAAACCCCCAUCUCUCUCCUUCUCCUCCACCCUCUUCUCCACCACAAAACUCCCUCUCAUCCCCACCACACCCUCUUCUCUCCGUCAAAUCAUCAAACCCACUUCCAAACUCCACUCCGCCAACUCCCCUCCACCUAUAGUCCCCAACCUCAUCAUCCCUUCUUCUUCCUCCCCAUCUCCACAACCUCAAAACCUUUACCAACCUUUCCGUCCUCCCCCCAACCCCCUCCCUCAAAAAUACAAAAACCUUGACACCGCCUCCAUCAUUGAUGUCCUCGCCAAUCGUCUCGGCUUAUGGUAUGAAUACGCUCCCUUAAUCUCCUCCCUCUUUCGCGACGGUUUCACCCCUCCUUCUAUUGAAGAAUUAACUGGCAUUACUGGUGUCGACCAAAACCGACUUGUUGUUGCUGCUCAAGUGCGUGAGACUAUUGCUGAUUCUCCUGACCUUGAUCCUGAAACUCUCGCGUUUUUUGAAUCUGGAGGUUCUGAGCUUUUGUAUGAGAUUCGAUUACUUUCGACGUCGCAGCGUGCUGCUACUGCUAAUUAUGUUGUGAGGAAUAAGUUGGAUGGGGAAAAGACUAGGGAGGUUGCAAGGGCUAUUAAGGAUUUCCCUCGUGGGAAGGAGGAGGUUGGGUGGAGGUGUUUUGAUUAUACUAAGCCUGGGGAUUGUUGGGCUUUUUGGUUGUUUAGGCUUUCGAGGGAGUUUAUUAAUAAUGCUGAUAAGAGGAGCUCGGCUUUGACGGCUGCGUUGGAGGCUGCGGAGACUGAUAGGGCGAGGGAGGCGAUUAAUGAGGAGAUUCAUGGGAAGGUUGAGGAGAUUGUGGAGGAGAUAAUGAAAGAGGCAGUGAAGGUGCCGGUUGUGAGGUUGAGGAUGGGGGAGGUGGCCGAGGCGACUAGUGUUGUUGUUUUGCCGGUUUGUGAGGCGGUUGAGGGGGAGAGUGGGGUUGGGAGUGUGCCUUUGGAGUGUAGGAGUGAUGGACAUUUUGGUAUUGUGAAGGCAGAGAAAGGGUGGGAUAGGUGGGUUGUGCUUCCUAGGUGGGCACCUGUGGCGGAGAUUGGGGGUGGUGGGGUGGUUGUGUCGUUUAGGAAUGCCAAGGUGUUGCCGUGGAAGGUGAAUAGGACGUAUGUGGAGGAGCCGAUUUUGGUGGUGGCGGAUAGGGGGAGGAGAGAAAUUGAGUAUGAUGAUGGGUUUUAUUUGGUGGCUGGGAUGGGUGAUGAUGGUUAUGAGGGAGGGUUGAAAUUGGAGAGGGGUUCUGCUUUGAAGAAUAUCGGGGUGAGUCAGUGUUUAGGGACGGUUGUUAUUGUGGUUAGGCCACCUAGAGAUGAGGGUGAUGAUCAGUUAAUAAGUGAUGAAGAUUGGGAUUAAUAAGUGGUUAGUUUUAGAAGGGUUCAAUUCUUCUUGUGGUGACUGCUUUUGUGCAUUGUUAGCUUUGCAUAGAUGGAAGAGAGACCAAAAAAGUGUUAUGUCGAUGUAGUAAUGUUGUAUGAUGAUGCCUGUUGUUAGAGUACAGAGCUUGUAAUUUUUUUGUUUUGUUUUUGAAAUGGAUACAUAUGUCAUGAUCUUUUACACAGACGUGAAUUUCUAGUGUACUUGCAAAACAAUUGUUUGAUUGAGCCGUGGAAGAAUAUAUGGAGUAUCAAAUUUUGCUGA